This is a messenger RNA of Pelobates cultripes (western spadefoot toad), 222 nucleotides long. The record is from the annotation of a GenBank genome assembly. NCBI's taxonomy places the organism in Eukaryota, Metazoa, Chordata, Amphibia, Anura, Pelobatidae.
AUGGCGGCGCCACGAUCUGCAAUGGACGACGCAACCUCGCCUGUCUGCAGACGGAACCACCUUGCUGAGCAUCACCCCAACCGAACAAGCCGGCACACGAUCCUGCCUUCCGACUACAUGGCGAACGAACUGGGGCUGGAGAUGGAGGGCAGAGUCGGCAUGAGGGGCCCACGGAAGCUCAAUUCACUCUAUGUCCCUGAGGACGCGUCUGAAAAAGACUGA